AUGGCAAUCCGUUUCCCUUCUGUACUUUCUAAUGCAAGGCAAAUACUUACAAGAAAUCAGCAAGUAGUACCAAAGGGGUAUAUCCCGGUUUAUGUAGGGGAUAAGGCUGAUAAAAAGAGAUAUAUGGUGCCGCUUUCUUACUUGAGCAACCCUGUAUUCCAAGACUUGUUACAGCGUGCUGAAGAAGAGUUCGGGUUUAAUCAUCCUAUGGGAGGUCUCACAAUUCCUUGCUCUGAAGAAAAAUUCUUCAGCCUAACUUCUGAACUGAAUUGUUAA
Molecule: messenger RNA, 276 nt
Organism: Chenopodium quinoa (quinoa)
Lineage: Eukaryota; Viridiplantae; Streptophyta; Magnoliopsida; Caryophyllales; Amaranthaceae
Product: auxin-responsive protein SAUR21-like
Exons: 1
Coding region: 1-276 (91 amino acids)
Biological process (GO): response to auxin
Source: RefSeq, a predicted model, not a curated record